Molecule: messenger RNA, 558 nt
Organism: Auanema sp. JU1783
Lineage: Eukaryota; Metazoa; Nematoda; Chromadorea; Rhabditida; Rhabditidae
Source: the annotation of a GenBank genome assembly
AUGAGAACAUUAGAUACUCAGCCAAUACACUCGACAUCAACAACACCUGCUACUCGCCGAGUUGUUAGAACUUCAAUUUCGCCACAAGAUUUAGAAGAAACAACAGUUAAAGCCAAGGCGCAUUACAUCGGAGUAAAAAUCGAGCAAGAAGAAAAUUUUAAACAUGUAAUCACACAGAAUAUAGCCCAAGAUCAUCUGCAAUACGCAAGCCAAAUCUUCCAGGAAGACCUGAGAGAUCAUUUUGAAAACUCGUACGAAGAAAUAUGUGAGGUGCAGAACAAAUACCUCGAACUAUGGCAUGCAAUUUUACAAAUAGAACCAACGAUAGCAAUGCGCACCAUCUUAGGAAGAGAGGAUAUAUCUGCACGAUUUGUAGGACCGCAAGUACUACACGUCCAUCCCUGCACACCAAUAGAGGUUGCAACAAUAUUCCGCAACCACACAGUUAAUGGUACGUGCUACCUUGAAACCCCAGUAAUAACUAAAGAAGGAGAGCUACUAUUCUUAAAUCCCGGUUCAAAGGACCUUUUUCCAAGCGGAAAAGAUACCCCUUGCGAA